AUGCCUUUCCUGGAGAAAUGUUGCUUUUGUGUGCCGCUGCGUUGCAUGUGCUUAUUCCUGGCCUACGCCUUGCUGGCACCGCCCUUUUUCAACUUCGUGUGGCUGAUAAUUCUGCGCGAGUUUCUCUGCGCUCGCCUCACCACACUCUGGAUCUUCGCUGAUCUGUUCAAUGUGCUGUCGAGUUUUCUGCUGCUCGGUGGACUCUAUAUGAACAGCAGCAGCAUUCUCCCACUGCACAUCGUCUCCAAGCUAAUUGGUUUGAUUGUGGAAAUGAUUUGCCACUUGCUAAUCGCCGCCGUGGAAAUGGGUCGGCCCCUGUCGAUAGUCAGUUCCGUUUUCUCCAUCGGAUGCACCUGCUUGGACGUGCUGGUGGUGCUCAGAUUCUACCAGCAGGAGGAGCAGGAGGACUAGCCCAUGUCCUGGUCACCCACUAACCCGCAACGGAGCUUUGGCCAGACCUAAUCGCAGCGUGUAGCAUUUUGUGGCGCGAUUAAACGCAGAUUUAUUGGCA
Drosophila subobscura is the source of this 511-nucleotide messenger RNA. RefSeq lists its product as uncharacterized. The record is from RefSeq and is a predicted model, not a curated record. Bases 1 to 411 code for a protein of 136 amino acids. Lineage: Eukaryota; Metazoa; Arthropoda; Insecta; Diptera; Drosophilidae. The transcript is spliced from 3 exons.